This is a messenger RNA of Aspergillus sclerotioniger CBS 115572, 1499 nucleotides long. RefSeq lists its product as uncharacterized. The transcript has a single exon. The record is from RefSeq and is a predicted model, not a curated record. Bases 318 to 1310 code for a protein of 330 amino acids. NCBI's taxonomy places the organism in Eukaryota, Fungi, Ascomycota, Eurotiomycetes, Eurotiales, Aspergillaceae.
ACACUAUCGAUGUCUCCGCAGGAGUCGUCUUAACUUUCCAUGCAGCAGCGUGCAAUGUGGGUGUAAACUGUAAAGAGUGCAAUUUUGAUUUUGCAUGUCAGACACUACCAGCACCAUGUGAGGGCAAGCAAAUGUUCCCAACGCCUGCCUUCAGGCCAGCGGCCAUUCACUGUCCCUUUACUGUCCCUUCACUGUCCUUCACUCUGACUGUCAGCCUUGCUCACAACACCAAUAAUUCUCAUCAUGAAUCACUACGUCACUGCACAUGACGUCACCCUUGUCUUUGUUGAACCCCAUCUGCUAGAUCCGCAGUGAGGAUGUCCGACUUGCCUGUCCACGACAACGAGGCCUCAAGCCCACGGGAGACCCUUGCUGGCCACCCCGGCGGCUCCCUUGCUUCGCAAACCGCGACUUCUCAAGUGCGGCUGAGCGCCAGCAGUGGCUUGAGCCACGCCUCCACCCACUCUGCGAUCGAUUGUGAUGCCUCCGAUACUGCCCCGGAUCACCACGGUCUCGGAAUCAAUCUCCCCGCUGACGAGCGCAGCCACUUCAGCGACGACACCAACGACACCGACGAAAUGGAGGAGUAUGAAGUCGUCAGCGGCGCCAGCUCUCCCAGCUCGAUUUCCUUUCAACUCGUCGAGCACGAAAGGGAGAAGCUCUAUCCGAUCGCCGUCACGAUGUUCGUGGGGAACCCGCGCCCUCAAGCGGACCGACCAGUCCAUCUUAGCUGCAUAGUCCUUUCGUCGCAGUGGCGCCAGGACUUCUUUCCAGGAUCCUGCAGAAACAAAGCCGAUAAAGCAGCCAAAUGCAAGGACAUUGUCCGGUACAACGAGCAGUACCUUUCUCAGAUCGCCAAAUAUUCCUGCGCGGUUUGUACUGAGCCGACCGCCGCUCGCAAAUUCGUGCACCAGCCCAUCAUGUUUACGCGGACCAGCAAAUCCGGACUGGAAGACGGACCCCGCCGACGCCUGAUCAUGCGACUGGGGCAGCUUGUCCACUGUCGGUGGAAAUUCCCCGACAUGAACGCGACGCUGGGAGGGGCGGCCGAAGCUCAGGUCUUUGAAGUUGCGGUUCCGGUCUGCGGCAAAACCAGCUGCGGCGUCACGGCUCGCACAUCUGCUCACCAGCUCGUCAAUUCUUUGAUCCCGACUAUUGCGGAGCUGGACGUUGCGACGCUGGACCUGGAGAUGGUUAUUCCUACUACUGAAAUUGGCACGACUGGCACUAGUGGAGGGGAAUGGACGCCGGAUGGAGCGGAGGUGCUGGUGAGAAAACUGGGGCCGGACUGUGUGCCAUUGGAGGGCUGAACGCGACACGACUUGAUGACUGACGGGCUGAUGGGUUACCUACGGGAUUGACGGGACUGAGAUGGAGCUACACUUUACUCGUAAUGAGGGGGUGUGUCUUCUGGCAAUGCCAAGUUGAUGAUGACUGGAUGAAAUGGAGUCGAAACAUAAUGGAGAUGUGAUCUAGACCAGUCUACAACAAAAGUUCCA